Psilocybe cubensis is the source of this 1383-nucleotide messenger RNA. RefSeq lists its product as uncharacterized. Gene Ontology annotation, biological process: mRNA splicing, via spliceosome. NCBI's taxonomy places the organism in Eukaryota, Fungi, Basidiomycota, Agaricomycetes, Agaricales, Agrocybaceae. Bases 1 to 1383 code for a protein of 460 amino acids. The record is from RefSeq and is a predicted model, not a curated record. Gene Ontology annotation, cellular component: nucleus. The transcript has 6 exons.
AUGGAUCAGGAAUCGUUUCGUCGUCUUCUCCAAACUCCACGUCCAGGAGGAUCAUCUACUCUCGGUUCAGCUUCGAGUUCACGUAGCUCCCUACUUCCCCCUCCAAAAAAAAAGAUCGCAGAGGAUGCCUCUCAACCGGCAUUUAAGCCUAGGACCGUGAAGAAGAAAGCGCCAGAUGCGAAAACUUCAAAAUAUCGCGACCGUGCGGCAGAACGAAGGGUUGGAGGUGGAAAUGACUACGCACACGUUGAAGCCGUACUCGAAGACUUUGAGAGGAAAAAUGCUGAUGAAGACAAGGCGAAGGUUGAAGAGCAGAGGAAGUAUCUUGGUGGCGACAGCGAACAUUCCAUCCUUGUAAAAGGCCUUGAUUUUGCGUUACUUGAGCAGAAUAAAGCGAGGUCUGUAAUGACUAACGAAGAUCUUGACGCUCUAGACCAAGCGUUUCUGGAGUCAUCGUCCCAUCCCCCGACAACCGUUCCGAAGAAACGAACCCGUGAAGAGCUGCUGCGGGAACUGAAGGAGCAGAGAGCCGGUUCUAAAUCAAGUAAUAAUUUUGCAGACGGCGCUGCUGAUGAAGAAGCUCGCUUGCUGGAGCAGGCCAAGCUAAAGGGAAAAUUCAAGCCUAUAGGCCAGCCAGAAGUUAAAAAGAAGAAGAAGCUAAAAUCAGACGGUGCUGAAGGUGAAAAGAAGAAGAAGAAAAGAAAGGUAGACAAUGAAGAUUCUACCCUUUCAAAAGCAAACGCUCCAACGGGUUCCUCAAUGCCUCCACCACCUGACCCAGUAAAAGCGGGUUCCGAGCCAGCAAAAGUGGAUACCACAAGUGUUCCUGCUCAGGAAGAGGUCAUCGACGAAGAUUUUGAUAUAUUUGCCGGUGCAGGCGACUACGAAGGCAUAGACCUCGGUGAUGACGACGAAGAAAGUGAAACUGAAGCUAAUAAGCCAAAAUCUGACAACAAUCCAGAAAUCCCUAGAGGAAAAUCCCCAGUGCCAGAUGGUCCAAGGCGGUGGAUAGAAACAGAUGACGUGGAACUACCAACCAAACCCAGUAUACCGCUUCCUACUUCUAUAACGAAACAGGCGUCAUCAUCCAGAUCCUCACCUCCACGCCACGGGGAUCUCAGUGACGACGAAGAUAUGGAGGGCGAUCAGCCUAUGCGACUCGUACCUCUUUCGAGCUCUGCGCUGCCAUCAAUAAAGGAAUUCUUGGCCAUGGAUAAGGCUGCCAGUUCUCGGGACAAGAAAAAGAAACGCAAGGACAAGAAGAAUGAUGGCGACGAUAGAGAUGAAGAAUCAUCGAAGAAGUCACUUGAAGCCAAAGUCGAUCGAGAUUAUCAAAGGUUAAAAUCGUUCACGGACAAGAAGGCUGCAGCAGACAAAAAAUAA